Molecule: messenger RNA, 1353 nt
Organism: Mucor velutinosus
Lineage: Eukaryota; Fungi; Mucoromycota; Mucoromycetes; Mucorales; Mucoraceae
Exons: 4
Coding region: 1-1353 (450 amino acids)
Biological process (GO): nuclear division; nuclear migration by microtubule mediated pushing forces; mitotic cell cycle
Cellular component (GO): cytoplasm; spindle; microtubule
Molecular function (GO): GTP binding; structural constituent of cytoskeleton
Source: RefSeq, a predicted model, not a curated record
AUGAGAGAGAUUAUUAGUGUUCACGUUGGUCAGGCUGGUAUUCAAAUUGGUAAUGCUUGUUGGGAGCUUUACUGUUUGGAACAUGGCAUUCAACCUGAUGGUCUUAUUCCUCAAGAACAAGAAGUAACCAACCACUCUUUCUCCACCUUCUUCAGUGAAACUGGUAACGGAAAGCAUGUCCCUCGUACAGUCUUUGUUGAUUUGGAACCCACUGUGGUUGAUGAAGUGCGCACUGGUGCUUACAGACAGCUCUUCCAUCCUGAGCAAUUAAUCACUGGUAAAGAAGAUGCCGCUAAUAACUAUGCUCGUGGUCAUUAUACCGUCGGUAAAGAGUUGGUAGACUCUGUCUUGGAUCGUAUCCGCAAGUUGGCCGACAACUGUACUGGUCUUCAAGGCUUUUUGGUCUUCCACUCAUUCGGUGGUGGUACUGGCUCUGGUUUCGGUGCUCUCUUGAUGGAGCGUCUUUCCGUUGAUUACGGCAAGAAAUCAAAGCUCGAAUUCUCUGUCUACCCCGCUCCUCAGGUCUCCACUGCUGUCGUUGAACCUUACAACUCCAUCUUGACUACGCAUACUACAUUGGAACACUCUGAUUGUUCAUUCAUGGUUGACAACGAAGCCAUUUACGAUAUCUGUCGUCGCAACUUGGAUAUUGAGCGUCCUACCUAUCAAAACUUGAACCGUUUGAUUGCUCAAGUGGUCUCCUCCAUCACUGCUUCUUUGCGUUUCGAUGGCUCUCUCAAUGUGGACAUGAAUGAAUUCCAAACCAACUUGGUCCCUUAUCCUCGUAUUCACUUCCCUCUGGUGACCUAUGCUCCCAUCAUCUCUGCUGCCAAGGCCUAUCACGAACAGCUUUCUGCUGCUGAAAUCACAUAUGCUUGUUUCGAGCCCAACAACCAAAUGGUCAAGUGUGAUCCUCGCAACGGUAAAUACAUGGCUUGUUGUUUGCUGUAUCGUGGUGAUGUUGUUCCCAAGGACACCAAUGCUGCUAUCAGUAGCAUCAAGACCAAGCGUACAAUUCAAUUCGUUGAUUGGUGCCCUACUGGCUUCAAGGUGGGUAUCAAUAACAGAGCCCCUGCUGUUGUACCUGGUGGCGACUUGGCUACUGUCCAACGCGCUGUCUGUAUGCUCUCCAACACUACUGCCAUCGCUGAAGCUUGGGCCCGUCUUGACCACAAGUUUGAUUUGAUGUACGCCAAGCGCGCAUUUGUCCAUUGGUAUGUUGGAGAAGGUAUGGAGGAAGGUGAAUUCUCUGAGGCUCGUGAGGAUUUGGCUGCUCUCGAGAAGGAUUACGAGGAAGUUGGAUCUGAUUCCUUGGGCGAUUCUGAAAUUGAAGAAGAAGAAAUUGAAUACUAA